ACAACAGAGUGAAAGACAACAAUCUACUUACACUAAAAAGGCAGUUUGAAAUGUUAACCAUGAAAGAGACAGAGACAGUGCAUCAGUACUCAACCAAGUUGAUAAACAUCGUCAACCAAAUCAGACUUCAAGGUGAAGAUUUUCCAGAUAAAAGAGUUAUUGACAAGAUAAUGGUUAGUGUACUAGACAAGUUUGAAUCAAAGAUCUCAGCAAUAGAAGAGUCUAAUGACUUGAAUCAACUUAUCAUUAAUGAGUUCAUUAGCAAGCUAAAAGCUCAUGAGAAAAGGCUGUCUAUUAAAGGUGUCGAAGUUCCUGAAAAAGCCCUUCAAGCAAAGGAAAAAAGGAAGCAAGCAAUAGAGACACCAGACUUUUCAAAAUAUGAAAAGGAAAAGAUGUUAGAUAACUCAGCGCCUACUGGGUUCCUUCGAACCGAGGCGUCCUGGUUCCACGCCUGGGUUCCAAGGAACCCAGGGCUUGGGUCUCGAUGGAACCCAGGCUCUGGGUUUCUGAACCCAAGCGUCCUGGGUUCAGGACGCUUGGGUUCCAUCGAGACCCAGGCCCUGGGUUCGAUCGAACCCAGGCUCUGGGUUUCCCAGGCGUCUUGGGUUCGUUCGAAACCCAGGGUGCCUGGGUUCGUAAACAAACCCAGGGUGCCUGGGUUCGUUCGAAACCCAGAGCCUGGGUUCGAUCGAACCCAGGACGCUUGGGAAACCCAGGCUCUGGGUUCGUUCAGAACCCAGGCUGCCUGGGUUCGUUCGAAACCCAGAGCCUGGGUUCGUUCAGAACCCAGGCUACCUGGUAACAAAGCUCAAGUGUUCUCAGUGUUUAAGAAGUUCAAGGCCUUGGUUGAAAACCAAAGUGGAUGCAGAAUUAAAAAGCUCAUAUCAGACAAUGGUAAAGAAUAUACCUCUGCUGAGUUCAAUAAUUUUUGUGAAGAGGCCGGCAUCCAACACCAACUUAUAGUCAGCUAUACUCUAGAGCAAAAUGGAGUUUUUGAGAGAAAGAACAGGACAGUUAUGGAAAUGGCUAGGUGCAUGAUGUUAAAGAAUAAGCUACCUCAGUCUUUUUGGGUUGAAGCUGUGUAUAUAGCAGUAUAUCUACUGAAUGGUGUUUCCACUAAAGCUAUCAAAGAUAAAACGCCAAUUGAAGCUUGAACAAAAUUGAAUCCCAAUGGGUCUGUUCAUAAAUACAAGGCCAAGUUGGUGGUCAAAGGUUAUGCUCAAGAGCCAGGAGUUGAUUAUGGUGAGACUUUUGCACUAGUAGCCAUGCAUGAUACAAUUAAACUCCUUGUUGCUCUAGCUACAAAUUUGGGCUGGAAAAUCUAUCAUAUGGAUGUUAAAUCAGCCUUCUUGAAUGGAAUCCUAGAGGAAGAAAUUUAUGUUGAACAACCUCAAGGUGGUAAUGAGCACCUCUUGAAUAAUUUUAAGGUUGAAAUGAUGAAGGAGUUUGAUAUGCCAAAUUUGGGUGAGAUGAAAUAUUUCCUUGGAAUGGAAAUUCAGCAGUGCAAAAAGGGCAUCUUUUUGUCACAAAGAAAAUAUGCACUUGAUGUAUUGAAGAAAUUUGGAAUGGAAGAUUGCAAGACAGUGGCAACUCCCUUGGUUCUCAAUGAAAAAUAUAUGACUGAUGAUGGAAAAGAGAAGGCAAAUUCUUCUCAGUACAGGAGCUUAAUUGGCAGUCUACUAUAUUUAACAGCUUCAAGGCUAGAUUUAAUGUAUUCAAUGAGUCUUCUUUCUAGAUUCAUGUCCUCACCCAGUCAUACUCAUUUUUCAACAGCAAAACGAGUUCUCAAGUACCUAAAAGGAACUUUUGAUUAUGGUAUAUGGUAUGAAAUGGGUUGCAAAGGAAAACUUGAAGGUUAUGUUGACAGUGAUUAGGCUGGAUGUGAAGAUGAUAUGAAGAGCACAACUGGUUAUGUCUUUUCUUUUGAUUCUGGAGCAUUUUCUUGGAUUUCAAAGAAGCAAGAUGUGGCAGAACAAUCCACCACUGAAGUAGAAUAUGCUGCAGCAUCUGCAGCUGCAAAUCAAGCUGUAUGGUUGAGGAAAAUGCUGGUUGAUUUGGGUUUUAAUCAACACGAAGUGUGUGU
Rubroshorea leprosula is the source of this 2083-nucleotide messenger RNA. The record is from the annotation of a GenBank genome assembly. Lineage: Eukaryota; Viridiplantae; Streptophyta; Magnoliopsida; Malvales; Dipterocarpaceae.